Molecule: messenger RNA, 1122 nt
Organism: Panicum hallii
Lineage: Eukaryota; Viridiplantae; Streptophyta; Magnoliopsida; Poales; Poaceae
Exons: 4
Coding region: 1-1122 (373 amino acids)
Source: RefSeq, a predicted model, not a curated record
AUGGAGCCCAAUGACGCGGAGGAGACCCUCUCUCAAGCUUUGGAGUACCGAAACUCCCUGAGGCGCAAGCUCAACUUCGAUUGGAGCCAAGAGGAUGAGGAAGAAGCAGUUGGUGGCGGCGCCCUAGGCCGCGACGCGCAGGAGCAGGGGCGCGGCUCGGGCGGCGGCGCCCUGGGCCGCGACGCGCAGGCAUACAGACCUCCACGAUCAACUUCGGUCGAUGUCGACCAUGGCGCACAGCCCAUCGACGUCACCGAUGACAAUCUGCAUGACACCACACAGAAUAGCAUCAUGAAAGAAGUUUAUGACGAAGCAGAUUGGACUUUCGACAACACUAGAGUUUUUUGUGAAUUAUGCAUCCAAGAGAUAGAUGCUGGGAAUAGGGCAAAUGGCAUCAUGACCACCAGAGGAUACAACAACAUUGCUGAAAAGUAUAGUAUAGCGGUCGGUUUGCAUCAUUCAAAAGUUCAGUUGAAAAACAGAUUAGACUUGCUUAAGGGAUUGUAUAGCUUUUGGCUUCAAUUACUUAAAGAUACUGGACUUGGUUGGAAUGAAGCAUUAGGAACGGUGGUUGCAUCGGAGGACUACUGGAAUAAGGCAACAAAGGGCCAUCCAACAUGGAAACAAUUGAAGAGAGGUCCUCCAGAUCAUGAGGAUUUGUUACAAGAAAUGUUUGGAGGCAUUGUUGUGGAUGGCUCUAGUGCAUGUGCACCCGGUGAAGCGGUUGAAAGGAACGAAGAUGAAGGGCUUCCAGCUGGAGAUCAACAAGGAGAUGAUACUGAUAUGUAUUCAACACCACCUUCAACUGCCCAUGUUCCGAACAGAAGAAGCUCGCUGAAUCGUGCAAGUGGUAGUUCAGCGACUAGUCCAUUGAAGCAACCAAAGAACCAAAUGGUGAAAGUCAUGCAGAAAAUUCAUGCCACUUUGGAGAAUAAUUGUAAAAUUGCAAACAAGGUCAUGCUAGGUGAGCACUUGGAAGAAAAGAUCAAGGAAGUUCAAUCUAUGGCAGUUCGAUGUGGAGCAAGAGAAGGAUCAGCUGAACACUUCAUGGCAACGAGAAACCUAAGAAUCGAGCCACUUUUAAGGCAUUCGAAACCGAUGAAGGGAGGCUUCUUUGGUUGA